Cricetulus griseus (Chinese hamster) is the source of this 394-nucleotide messenger RNA. The record is from RefSeq and is a predicted model, not a curated record. NCBI's taxonomy places the organism in Eukaryota, Metazoa, Chordata, Mammalia, Rodentia, Cricetidae.
UAGACCCAUUGCUGCAAUCAAUAGUAAUUGAAUCACAUGUUGUGAUGUUUCCCUUGGCCAGAUACGCACUAAAUCAUCUCAAGAUUAAAAGCAUUCGGCAAGUUGUGGCAAGACAGAGCCACACAAAACCCUCAGAUUUUCAUGACAAAUAUGGUAAUAUAGUGCUAAUUGGUGGAUGCUCUUUCUGUUUUGUUGGAUAUUUGUUUUACAUAACACAGAUGGGGGUAGAAUGGAACCUUUCUCCUGUUGGCAGAAUUACCCCCAUAGAAUGGAACAAUAACUAACUAUCUCAGAUACCAUAAUGCAGAAUUGUCUCAAAAAAAAAAACUUGUCAUGGAAAUGCUUUGUUACUUAAAUAUGGCAUAACUAAAGAAAUAAAGUUCAUUUAAAAAAA